AUGAUGGGGGAGUCCAUCACGGAGGGUGGGGGUGGGGGGACAGUGCUCUUCCUGAAGUCCACAAUCAUCUCCACUGUCUUCUGGGCGUUCAGCUCCAGGAGAAACCCUCUGCACUUCCACUUCAUCACAGACUCUGUGGCGCAGCAGAUCCUGAGCGCUCUGUUCCGGUCCUGGAUGGUUCCCUCGGUGCAGGUCAGCUUCUACGACGCCGAGACCCUGAAGUCGGAGGUGUCAUGGAUCCCCAAUAAGCAUUACUCUGGGAUCUAUGGUCUGAUGAAGCUGACUCUGACCAAGGCCCUCCCCUCGGAGCUGUCGCAGGUGAUCGUCCUGGACACAGACAUCACCUUCGCCACAGACAUCGCCGAGCUCUGGGGAAUCUUCCGGAAGUUCACUGACAAACAGGUGAUAGGUCUGGUGGAGAACCAGAGCGACUGGUAUCUGGGAAAUCUGUGGAAGAAUCACAAACCAUGGCCUGCACUGGGACGAGGCUUUAAUACUGGUGUGAUCCUCCUGCACUUGGAGCGGUUGCGGUCCAUGCGGUGGGAGCAGAUGUGGAGACUGACCGCGGAGAGAGAGCUCAUGAGCAUGCUCAGUACGUCCCUGGCCGAUCAGGAUAUCUUUAACGCCUUCAUAAAGCAGAAGCCGGUCCUGGUUCAUCGUCUCCCGUGUUUCUGGAACGUUCAGCUGUCGGACCACACGCGCUCAGAGCAGUGCUACAGCGAAGUGUCUGAUCUGAAGGUGAUCCAUUGGAACUCUCCAAAGAAGCUGCGAGUGAAGAACAAACACGUGGAGUUCUUCAGGAACCUGUACCUGACCUUCCUCGAGUACGACGGGAACCUGCUGCGGCGGGAACUGUUCGGCUGCUCCAGUCCCAGCAGCCCCGAGACCAUCCAGCUGCAGUCCGCUCUGGAGCAGUUGGAUGAAGACGACCAAUGUUACGACUUCAGGCGAGAGCGGCUCACGGUCCACAGAGUCCAUCUGUACUUCCUCCACUACGACUAUCCCAGGACCGACAACGGCAGCGACGUGACCCUGGUGGCCCAGCUCUCCAUGGACAGGUACUGCAGGUCUGGACCAGGUCCAGUCCUUUUUAAACUGUACUUGUUUCCUCUGCGUGUCACUCCCUCGUUUACUGAUGAUGGACAUGUCUCGCGCUCCCCUCUCUCCCUCACCCCUGCCUCCCCCUGUCUUCCCCUCUCUCCCUCACCCCUGCCUCCCCCUGUCUUCCCCUCUCUCCCUCACCCCUGCCUCCCCCUGUCUUCCCCUCUCUCCCUCACCCCUGCCUCCCCCUGUCUUCCCCCCGCUCCCUCACCUGUGCCUCCCCCUCUCCCCCUCACCCCUGCCUCCCCCUGUCUUCCCCUCUCCCCCUCACCCCUGCCUCCCCCUGUCUUCCCCUCUCUCCCUCACCUGUGCCUCCCCCUCUCCCCCUCACCCCUGCCUCCCCCUGUCUUCCCCUCUCUCUCCCUCACCCCUGCCUCCCCCUGUCUUCCCCUCUCUCCCUCACCCCUGCCUCCCCCUGUCUUCCCCUCUCUCCCUCACCCCUGCCUCCCCCUGUCUUCCCCCCUCUCCCUCACCUGUGCCUCCCCCUCUCUCCCUCUCCCCUCUCUCCCUCACCCCUGCCUCCCCCUGUCUUCCCCCCUCUCCCUCACCUGUGCCUCCCCCUCUCUCCCUCUCCCCUCUCUCCCUCACCCCUGCCUCCCCCUGUCUUCCCCCCUCUCCCUCACCUGUGCCUCCCCCUCUCUCCCUCUCCCCUCUCUCCCUCACCCCUGCCUCCCCUGUCUUCCCCCCUCUCCCUCACCUGUGCCUCCCCCUCUCUCCCUCUCCCCUCUCUCCCUCACCCCUGCCUCCCCCUGUCUUCCCCCCUCUCCCUCACCCCUGCCUCCCCCUGUCUUCCCCCCUCUCCCUCACCUGUGCCUCCCCCUCUCUCUCCCUCCCCCCUCCCUCAGGCUGCAGAUGAUCGAGGCCAUCUGUAAGCACUGGGAGGGCCCCAUCUCUCUGGCCCUGUACAUGUCUGAUGCUGAGGCGCAGCAGUUCCUGCGUUACGCUCAGGCCUCUGAGGUCCUGAAGAACCGUAAGAACGUUGGGUACCACAUGGUUUACCGCGAGGGCCAGUUCUACCCCGUCAACCUGCUGCGCAACGUGGCCCUGCGCCACGCCCCCACGCCAUACGUGUUCCUCACCGACGUGGACUUCCUGCCCAUGUACGGCCUCUACGACUACCUCAGGCGCAGUGUGUCUCAGUUGGACAUGUCCCGGACCCUGAAGGCUCUGGUGAUCCCGGCCUUUGAGACGCUCAGAUAUCGUCUGUCGUUCCCCAAAUCCAAAGCAGAGCUGCUGUCUAUGCUGGACAUGGGCACUCUCUACACCUUCAGGUAUCACGUGUGGCCCAAAGGUCACGCUCCAACAAACUACGCAAAAUGGCGGACGGCGACGAUGCCGUACCGUGUGGAGUGGGAGGCGGACUUCGAGCCGUACGUUGUGGUUCGACGAGACUGUCCCGAGUACGACCAGCGCUUUGUCGGCUUCGGCUGGAACAAGGUGUCGCACGUGAUGGAGCUGGACGCACAGGAGUUCCAGCUGAUGGUCCUGCCCAACGCCUUCAUGGUGCACAUGCCGCACGCCCCGAGCUUCGACAUCUCCAAGUUCAGGUCGAGUCCCGGAUACAGACACUGCCUCUCCACCCUCAAGGACGAGUUCCACCAGGACCUGUCCCGCAAGUACGGCUCUGCGGCCCUCAAGUACCUCACAGCUCACCGCAGCAUGUGA
Molecule: messenger RNA, 2766 nt
Organism: Knipowitschia caucasica
Lineage: Eukaryota; Metazoa; Chordata; Actinopteri; Gobiiformes; Gobiidae
Source: the annotation of a GenBank genome assembly